CUCAACAAGGAGGCUGACAGAGUGCGAUGGCGGCUGGAGGAGGAUGCGCGGAAAGCGCGGAUGAGUACCGGGCCGAGGUGGAGCGGCUGAGCCGCGAGCUCGCUGAUGCGAACCGGGAGAAGAUCCGUGCGGCGGAGUGCGGCCUCGCGGUUCUCGAGGAGAACCAGAGCCUGAAACAGCAUUGCGCCGAGAUGGAGGCUGAGCAGGAGGCGCUCAGGAGAGAGCUGGAGCAGCUGCAGGAGGCAUUUGGCCAGGCGUACUCUAACCAGCGUAAAGUGGCAGAGCACGGUGAGACGAAUGAGGAGACGCUUCUGCAAGAGUCUGCCUCCAAAGAGGCAUACUACAAGAAUCGCCUGCUGGAGUUGCAGACAGAUCUCAGUCUGAGUCGCUCAGUUGCUUCAAACACACAGGCAGAGAGCGAACGCCUUAACAUGCUAAUCCAGGAAUUAAGAGAGAGUAACGAGGUGCUGGAGCUGCAGAAGAGCAGAAUGAAAGAAGAGAUUAAAGAGUAUAAGUUCAGAGAAGCCCGAUUGCUACAGGACUACACUGAGCUGGAGGAGGAGAACAUCACCCUACAGAAACUGGUGUCCACACUUAAGCAGAACCAGGUGGAGUAUGAGGGAUUAAAGCAUGAAAUCAAAGUAUUGGAGGAAGAAACAGUUCUACUAAACAGCCAAUUAGAUGACGCGUUGCGUUUGAAGGACAUCUCUGAGGGACAAUUAGAAGAGGCACUGGAUGCUCUAAAGAGUGAAAGAGAACAGAAGAACAGCCUGAGGAAGGAGCUAGCCCACCAUCUCAGCCUGACUGACAGUGUGUAUGGAACAGGCACACAGAUCCCCAUCUCUGUGGUGGAGGGAUUAAAGUAUGCAGAGGAGCCGACCACUAACGGCACCUUGGCCUCCGGCUCUAGUCCUAAUAACGAGGACAGUAACAGGUGUAACGGAUGUAACGGCCAUGGGCCAAAGAUGAACGGUGACUACCACCGUCCGACACUGAACCCUGUGUCUGAUCUGUUCAGCGAACUCAAUCUGUCUGAAAUCCAAAAACUGAAACAGCAACUCUUACAGGUGGAGCGAGAAAAGGGCACCCUGCUCACCAGCUUGCAGGAGUCUCAGACCCAGCUACAGCACACGCAGGGGGCACUAACAGAGCAGCACAAGCGUGUGAAUUGCCUUACAGCACGUGUCAAUGCUAUGAAACGUCUGUGCAGUGAUAAGGAGCUGGAUGCUGAGGAGACCGAGAAAGGGGACACUCCAGUGAAUGGCUGUCGUGAGUACGACAUCGACAUUAAUGGCAUCGAGAUCCUGGAAUGCAAGUAUAAGGUGGCUGUUACAGAAGUCAUAGACUUGAAAGCUGAGCUAAAAGUCUUAAAGGAAAAGUACAAUCAGUCUGUGGAGAACCAAUCAGAAGAGCGUAGCCAAAGUGAGGGGAAACUGCAAGCACUUUAUGAGCAUGUGACAUCACUGGAGAAGGAGUAUCGUGAGAGCCGUGAGCGAAUCGCAAGCCUAGAGGCCGAGCUCCGAUGCACAUCAUCCAUGUCCAGUGAAAGUCAAGCCAUGCUGAACGCUGCUCAGGAUGAGUUAGUUACCUUCAGCGAAGAGCUUGCCCAGCUCUACCAUCAUGUCUGCUUGUGCAACAAUGAAACACCCAAUCGUGUGAUGCUAGAUUAUUACCGCCAAAGUCGUGUUACACGUAGCGGGAGUCUUAAAGGCACUGAUGACCCACGUGUAUUGCUAUCACCACGCCUUGCCCGUCGACUUGCCGCUGCCAACUCGUCAGAUCCUUCUCGGAGUCCUCAUGACUCACCCUUGAAGGAAGCAUUAGGAGAAGGAGGUAAAGCAGAGACAGUGAGUCCAAACAGAAGCCCAUUUGGCUCCCCGCUCCACAGUGCCUCAACCUCUGUUUCACCCUUACCAGAGGCAAGCGGAGAUCUUCGCAAAGAGCCUUUGAAUAUUUACAACCUGAACGCCAUUAUUCGGGACCAGAUCAAGCACUUGCAGAGAGCUGUGGACCGUUCACUGCAACUGUCCAGACAGAGGGCUGCUGCUCGGGAGCUGGCACCCAUCUUCGACAAGGACAAGGAGGCCUGUAUGGAGGAAAUCCUCAAGCUGAAGUCCCUCUUGAGCACAAAGCGAGAACAGAUAGCUACACUCCGGCUCGUACUUAAAGCCAAUAAGCAGACUGCAGAAGUAGCCUUGGCCAACCUGAAGAGCAAGUAUGAAAAUGAGAAGACUAUUGUGACAGAGACAAUGAUGAAGCUGAGGAAUGAGCUAAAGGCUCUGAAGGAGGAUGCAGCCACCUUUUCCUCUCUGAGGGCGAUGUUUGCUACCAGGUGUGAUGAGUAUGUUACUCAGCUGGAUGAGAUGCAGAGGCAGCUGGCAGCAGCAGAGGAUGAGAAAAAGACUCUGAACUCUCUGCUCCGCAUGGCCAUCCAGCAGAAGCUUGCUCUCACACAGCGCUUGGAAGACCUGGAAUGUGAUCACGAGCAGUCUCAUCGUGGCCGUGGAGUAAAGAUACCCAAAAUCAGAACCAGUCCUCAAAAAUCUCUUGUAGAUUGUCAGCAGCCUGCUGCAUCAGUACCGCCACACUCCCGACAAGUGAGGAGUGCGAGAGUAUACACAGCUCGCAGUACUAAUAUUGUGAUAACACUUCAAGAAAACAAGCUACAAGACGCCACCUCUGGACUUCCCUGUGACCCUUUUAAAUGCCUGGCCCAUCGAUCCAAUAUACCUGGACCUUAGCCCCUCCCACUGGCCCCUUCCAUCCCACAGUUUCCGAUUUCCAGAAGAACUAACCAGGGGACAUGCUUUUUUACCAUCUUGUUAGGUGCUCCUCUUUCUGUGUGAUCUCAAAUAGUCUCACACUUUGUUUUAACCUGCAUUGGUGAGCCAAGACUAUGGUGCACCACUUUACUCUCAUUGGAUACGAAUUAACACAUCUUUCAAUGGAAAGAGAGAGACUGAACACUAAUGCCUUGGAUGGAAUGGAUAUUUAGUCAUGUAUUUAUCUAUUUAUUUAUGUUUAAUAAGUUCUCUUUCUAUUUAUUCGCAAUCUUGCGUGACUGGAAUUCAUUUUUGCUUGAAACUGAAAGGUGCAGCUUUGCUGUGGAUUUUUAGAAUUUCAACAGCUGAGUAAUCAAAAUAUUGGGUUGUAUCCAAAACUUAAAAAUUAAAAUUAUGAUUAAAAGCUUCUAAGAGGUUUGGUAAAAUGAAGUGAUGUUUAACAAUAUUUUCCAUUUCUAAAAUUUGAGAUUAAUUGUUGUGGGAUAAAAGAGUGGAUAAGAAAAUGUCCAUCAAAUAGUUAUUGUUUUUUUCUUUAGUCAAACCAAGAAAGUGUUAUUUAACAAUAAGAUUUGCUUGAGGUGUUGAAUAGGCCAGAACAGAUUGAACCAAAGUAAAUGUUGUCCUUAAAUGUAAUUUUCUAACAUGUGGUUUAGAGACAUUUUGUUUUGGCCCGUGUGAAACCUUUCACUAUGUUUCAAUUACAGUAAUAAUAUUGUUUAUUUAUGAUGCUAAUCAUAAGGUGUACUUUAUUUAUUUAUUUUUUUGUAAUGCAUUAUCAUAAAGAUUAUAUUUUAUACUUGAUUUGACUUUUUUACAGUAAAUGUAGGCAAGGUAGGGAUGACUGUAGGAAUGUGAGUGAUACUCUAAAGUUAAAGAGCAGAUAGCGAAUACUGGCCAGAGUUUGGUCUGAUCCUGCUGUGCUGAAACUUUUAACAUUGUGAAACCUCAAACCUGUAUACAGCAACUGAAUCUUUUGCAUCAUAUUUUCACUAAAAAGGUUAAGUAUGGGUGUAAUAUGUCUCCUCUUUCACUCUUCUCUCUCUUUCUCCCACCUGUGAUUUAAGUCAUUUUUAAGCACAAAUGAAUUAAUAAUUUCAAUAAAUAUUUGGUCUUAUUAUACUGUCAGACAUACCAGCAGAACAAUUUCAGACACUUUUCUGAAUUCAUAUUCUAAUAAAAACUGUAAAGAAGUUAUUAAACUAUUGAAUGGAAUCUGCACUCCAUCAAUAUGUAAGUAUCUUUUUAAGAAAGUGGAACAAAGUUCCUCUAAUGACACUCACAAAAGAGGAUCUGAUGAAUGGACUUAUUGAGAUGCCUGUUUCAGUCUUCCUGGUACUUCUGGUACCAUUUCUCUUAGUUUACAUGGAAGGGCUUUUGAUUGUUCUGUAUGUGUUGAUUGUGUUCGGUUUGAAAUAUUGUGGUUGCUUGAUAUGCACAAUGGUCUAAAAAGGAAAUGAAUUGACAUACACUGAACUGGACAAUCACCCUCCUUGUUACUGGUGAAAGCAUAAU
Tachysurus vachellii is the source of this 4295-nucleotide messenger RNA. RefSeq names its product bicaudal D homolog 1a (gene bicd1a). The transcript has 9 exons. Gene Ontology annotation, cellular component: cytosol; Golgi apparatus. Bases 27 to 2741 code for a protein of 904 amino acids. The record is from RefSeq and is a predicted model, not a curated record. Gene Ontology annotation, biological process: regulation of microtubule cytoskeleton organization; protein localization to organelle; microtubule anchoring at microtubule organizing center. Gene Ontology annotation, molecular function: dynein intermediate chain binding; dynactin binding; dynein complex binding. NCBI's taxonomy places the organism in Eukaryota, Metazoa, Chordata, Actinopteri, Siluriformes, Bagridae.